This is a messenger RNA of Asparagus officinalis (garden asparagus), 441 nucleotides long. RefSeq lists its product as uncharacterized. Bases 1 to 441 code for a protein of 146 amino acids. The transcript has a single exon. NCBI's taxonomy places the organism in Eukaryota, Viridiplantae, Streptophyta, Magnoliopsida, Asparagales, Asparagaceae. The record is from RefSeq and is a predicted model, not a curated record.
AUGUUUAUGGUGGUGUUUAUCGAUGACAUUCUUGUAUACUCUAAGACCGAGGAAGAUCAUGCAGAGCAUCAACAGACUAUGUUAGAAAUCCUAUGGAAGGAGAAGCUCUAUGGAAAAUUGAACAAGUGUGAGUUCUGGCUAGAGCAAGUGUCUUUCUUAGGACAUGUGAUUUCCGGAGCAGGUAUCUCUGUAGACCCAAAGAAUGUUGAUGUAGUGUUAAGGUUAGAUCUGCCUACAUUUAUGGCAGAAGUACGAAGUUUCUUGGGGAUGGAUGGAUACUACAUGAAAUUUAUAAAGGAUUUUGCUAAGAUUGUAGGACCACUUACUAGGCUGACUCGAAAGGAUGUCAAGUUUGUGUGGACUCAGGACUGUCAAGUAGCAUUUGAGGGAUUGAAAAAGAAGUUGACGACAACACCAGUUUUGAGAAUCCCGGAUGAGUAA